UUUCAAUCCAAUAUGUCAGCGCCCAUAGAAAUGUGACCCUGGCGUGAAAAAAUAAAAAAGGGAGAAAUGAGGCUGACACAGUAUCUUCAGGUUGCUAAAAAAGCAAAGAAAUUCGUUUGGGAGGCAAAAAACGUCUACAGGCGAAGUCCGUUACGAUGGAAAAAUGCCAAUCUUGGUACAAGAUUCAAGCAACUUUGGAAACACCAGAUCUCGAUCUAUAAAGAACCACCGUCUUUUCAACCUCAUUUCUUAGACGAGCAAGGAAUAGAAGUUGUAAACCCACUUGCAAGAACUCCGAAUGAAAAAUGGGAGCAGUCUGUCCCUGAUGAUCCAAGAUUCAUCGAAAUAGAGCCAUCAGACCACCCAGAUUGGCAUGAUGAACCGUUACUCUGCGUCAACAAACGUGUCCGUCUCGUUGAGGGUGAAAAGCAGGCCUGCAUCCUGACCAAAACACAGCCGUUUGACGGUUUGCCGCCGUCUGUGCAGGAACUGGUGGGGAAGGAGGAAAUACCAUAUCAGGAUGAUCUGAUGCAGCGUGCCAUCCUACAGGCUCACUGCUGGGAUACGACACAAGAGAAAUUGCCAAAACGCUACAAUAAACAGAUCCCUGGCUGGAAAUAUAAAGCAGAGUGGGGAAUUCCUCAGGAAAAGAUUGUUCACAUAUUAUACAGCAACAUCCUGCGGCUAUGUUCAUCAGUGUCAACAAGAUAUCCAGAAAUACUGACGACAAGGCGGUUAAACGAGGACGCUUAUGUCAACACAAAUUAUCAACAUAAUGGUACCCCCAUCAUGAUCAAGGGCAGCCAUCAAUACCUCAUUACCAGUGAUCGACCCCUGGCACCCUUCGCUGAUGAGACAAUGGUCGAUGAUAGCGUCCAACACACAAUGCCAGACCUAUUUCCACUUUUUCCCACCAUUGAUUUACACAAGACGAACUUGUAUACAAUGGAAAACAACACAGGUUGGCAAAUGCCUUACUCGCAUAACAUCCCUCACACGUUGUUUGUGAGUAAUGGGACGAAACUGUGGAACCCGGACCAGCUCAACGCCAACUCUAUGAUGUUCUUGUUUGGCCAUCUCAUUGCUCAUGCGAAGGCAAAAUACGGGGCUGAUGCCACAACUCUCCCUGAACCCAUCUCAGGCCAGUGCGUCCACACAAACGGUAUUGACUUCCAUCUCAUAUUCUACCAACUAAACACCCUCGAUUUCUCAAGCACCGAGGGCAUAAAGAACUUCGUCUGGUUUGAUAGGAGUAACCGAUUAUUCGAAAAACGCGUCCCGAAACGUGCGAUGUUACGAAACACAAAAUAUGAGGACUAUGAUCCUGUGGUCUUCAAGAAACUGUUAGCUGUUUAUUUAAAUGGAAUACCUCGUCAUUCUUGAGUGUUGUGUGGGAGGAUAGUGGACUUGAGACAGUAUGAGAUGCUUGAUUCUGAUAUGCUGUAUCUGCAAACAUUUGCAUCAGCCAUCAGAGUAGGCGAUGGUCCUUCUGUUCGUCAUCAUUGGUUGUGCUGGUUGUUCAGCUUGGGAACCAUGAUUGCUGUAGUCCAACCAGCAAGUCAGUUUUCCUCAAGAGUGUUCAUCAAGAGCCUGGUAAAUCAUAGUGUGCAAACUAAUGUAAAUAGAUUAUAAUAAAAAAAGAUUUAAGUCAAAAUACUCUUAUAUCUUUUUAUACUGGCAAACAUUUUGGACCUGAGAGGAUGAGGAAGGAUUUUUCCACCUGGAAGACCAACUUGAUUGUGCACCAUG
Lineus longissimus is the source of this 1749-nucleotide messenger RNA. RefSeq names its product large ribosomal subunit protein mL37-like. The transcript is spliced from 9 exons. The record is from RefSeq and is a predicted model, not a curated record. The coding region runs from base 67 to 1383 and encodes 438 amino acids. Gene Ontology annotation, cellular component: ribosome; mitochondrion. Gene Ontology annotation, biological process: translation. Gene Ontology annotation, molecular function: structural constituent of ribosome. Lineage: Eukaryota; Metazoa; Nemertea; Pilidiophora; Heteronemertea; Lineidae.